CGAAAGUUCGACCAUUUCCCAAUCACGAUCUGUGCAUAAAUAUUUGGACAGAGCCGGCGCUCGGCUCAUUUGUUCCCAUGGAGUUCUUUGCGACGGGCGCCUUUCAGCAGCUCUACAGCGAGCUGGAUGAGCCGGCCAUGCUUGGAGUCGAUUGCUUCGAUCAGGCGCUGUGCCAGCAGCAACCUCAAUUGGACUGCUGCUAUGCGGAUGUGAAUUUCGGCAAUGGUUAUGAGCCAGGAGGAGGCGGAGGAGGCGGCAUGGAUUACUAUGGCAUCAUUACACUCGACGGCAACAACAACAACAGCAACAAUUGCAACAGCAGCUGCAACAGCAGCGAGGACCAGGAGCUGCUCUUCGACUUUGGCGACGCAGAGCCCCACGUUGGCUCAGCAUCAGCGCCGCCGGAGCUGAGCGAAUGGGAGCAGCGGCUGCUAGAUCACUUUGUGGAAAUACCCGAGCUCAUCGACAUACUGCCCGAGCGCACGCCGCUCUGCACGGACAUGUGCGAUGACUUCCUGCAGGAGAGCAACAACAAUCUGCGCCUCGCGGCGCCCAUCUCUCCAGCAGCAGCGACAACAGCAGCCUCCGCCUCCGCCGUAGCAGCAGCAAUGCCACUGCAGCUCAGCCACAAUGCUGCCGGGGAGAAGGGUUACCUGUGCACCUUUGGCAGCUGCGAGAAACUGUACGCCAAGCCCGCCCACCUCAAGGCCCAUUUGCGCCGGCAUCUGGGCGAGAAGCCGUACGCCUGCAAUUGGCCGGACUGCAGCUGGCGCUUCUCCCGCUCCGAUGAGCUCGCCCGCCAUCGUCGCUCCCACUCGGGCGUGAAGCCCUACAAGUGCGACUACUGCGCCAAGUGCUUCGCCCGCUCCGAUCACCUGACCAAGCAUCGCAAGGUCCACGAGCGCCGACUCCUGGCCGCCACGCGCUCCGGCAAGCUGCUGCCCAACGGCCCGCUGCCCCAGAGCGUUUACGCCGUGCGACCCGGCCGCAAGCGCAAGAAUCAGCUGUGAC
Molecule: messenger RNA, 1011 nt
Organism: Drosophila navojoa
Lineage: Eukaryota; Metazoa; Arthropoda; Insecta; Diptera; Drosophilidae
Gene: Klf15
Product: Kruppel-like factor 15
Biological process (GO): regulation of transcription by RNA polymerase II
Molecular function (GO): RNA polymerase II cis-regulatory region sequence-specific DNA binding; DNA-binding transcription factor activity, RNA polymerase II-specific
Source: RefSeq, a predicted model, not a curated record